GCAAAACCGGGGGAAGCCUAAAGCUCCGCGCGGAGGAAUCGUUCCAGUGAGUGUGACAGGCGUUCUCUCCAGUUUCCAUAUGCUGAGAUUAUAUCUGUUCAUCAGUUUGCUGUGCUUGGUGAGAUCAGACACAGAUGAAACAUGUCCUUCAUUCACCAAACUGAGCUUUCACAGUGCAGUGGUUGGUACGGAACUCAACGUGAGGUUGUUGCUCUACACCAGGAAAAACCACACCUGCGCACAAAUCAUCAACUCCACAACUUUUGGAAACUUGAAUGUGACCAAGAAAACCACCUUCGUUAUCCAUGGAUUCAGACCAACAGGCUCCCCUCCAGUUUGGUUGCAGGACUUAGUGAAAGCUUUGCUCAUUGUAGAAGACAUGAACCUGGUUGUCGUUGAUUGGAAUCGUGGAGCUACAACUGUAAUAUACACCCAAGCCUCUAGUAAAACCAGGAAAGUAGCCAUAAUCUUGAAGGAGUUUAUCGACCAGAUGAUGGCAAGAGGAGCCUCUCUGGAUGACAUCUACAUGAUUGGAGUAAGUCUAGGAGCUCACAUAUCAGGAUUUGUUGGAGAGAUGUACAAUGGGCAGCUGGGGAGAAUUACAGGUCUCGACCCUGCGGGCCCUUUAUUCAACGGGAAGCCUCCCCAGGACAGAUUAGAUCCCAGUGAUGCGCAGUUCGUUGAUGUCAUCCAUUCCGACACUGAUGUAUGCUCUCUUCUAGCUCUGGGCUAUAAGGAACCAUUAGGAAACAUAGACUUCUACCCAAAUGGAGGAGUGGAUCAACCUGGUUGCCCCAAAACAAUCUUUGAAGGGAUGCAGUACUUUAAAUGUGACCACCAGAUGUCCGUGUACCUGUACCUUUCCUCCCUGACAAAGAACUGUACCAUCACCGCAUACCCGUGCAACUCCUACAGGGAUUACAGGAAUGGCAAGUGCAUCAACUGCGGCCUAUCCCAAGGGAAGCCCUGCCCCCUGCUGGGCUACUAUGCUGACAACUGGAAAGACUAUUUAAGUGAGAAAGACCCUCCAAUGACUAAGGCAUUCUUUGAUACAGCUGAGAAGGAGCCGUACUGCAUGUAUCAUUAUUUUGUGGAUAUUAUAACUUGGAACAAGAGCAUCAGAAGAGGGUCCAUUACAAUCAAGUUGAGAGAUGAAGCUGGAAACACCACAGAAUCCAAAAUCAGUCAUGAACCAGCCACAUUUGAGAAAUAUCAUCAAGUGAGUCUGCUUGCAAGAUUUAAUCAAGAUCUGGAUAAAGUGGCAGAAAUUUCCUUGGUGUUCUCUACAGGAUCUGUAAUAGGCCCAAAGUACAAGCUCAGGAUUCUCCGAAUGAAGUUAAGGUCGCUUGCCCAUCCAGAGAGGCCCCAGUUGUGUCGGUAUGAUCUCGUCCUGAUGGAAAAUGUGGAAACACCCUUCCAACCCAUUGUUUGCCAGAAGUUGCAGAUGUAACUGUUGUCGGGACACACAGACCAGGGACAUCGAGCAAGCUGAAACUGCAGACUUUCUGAGCUUCCCCUUCACUUUUCCUCAAGGCACAAAAAGAAUUGAAAAACUGAGGAUGUCACAUUAUAAAACAUCAAACGACCUUGUGGUUAUAAAACCAUCCUGGGAAGGGAGCCCCUAACUAGGGCAAGUCAGAAAUAGCCAGGCUCUGCCAGCCCAGCGCUUUGUCUCGCUGCAUCCUGGGGCCUCGUUUGUUCCGAGCUGUCGAUUCCGCUGUCCAUCAGCACAGCUAUUCUGCCCAUCAUGCUGCGGGUCAAGCAUCUUCAAGGGAAAGACGGGCUGGAGGUCUCCAUGUAGACCGGGCUCCACAUUCCCUGAGUCAGUCCUUCCAGUUCCCCACUGGUAGAAGGGAAUGAAACCGACCUACCUCACAGGGCUCUUGUGGGGGAGGCAAAUCGAUGAAGGGGUUUUGAAAAUCUCAUGGGUGUCACAUCUGUGAGAUGUUUGAUAAAUGUGAAUUACUUCCUUUGAUAUGGCUGAUCGAGUAUGAAGACACAGGGGGCCUCUGCCUAUUAAGACCAACUUUUCUUUUGGGCUGUUGGCUCUGGGGAGGCAAGAAAGGCACAGCCCUGGCCACCUGCCUUCUCUGCAGUGUGCAGGUGCACGGGGGAGGACAAGGGGACCAACAGCCCAGAGGGCAGCUGCAGGGACAAGUGCUAAGUGUGUGAGGGAAGAAGGGCAUGGAAACAGAGAAGCAGCCUCCACACAGAGUGACAGCAGAUGGAGCAAGAGAAGAGAGAAACGCAGGGCUUGUUUCUCACUUAAGGUGGAGAAGAAUCAUUUUAUAGGUAAUCUCAUUUUAACCAACCCUUAAGAUGUGCUUCAUUUCAUUAUAGCCCAUGUAAUCCAUGAUUACUGAAGGAAUUUAGAAAAUACAUAGAUGCCCAGUGAAAGAAAUACUAUGCGUAAUCCUACCUGUUAGGUGUAGUUACAAUUAACCAUUUGGAAUGAUGCUGUAACUCCCUUUGCUAACAGGUGGAUUCAAAGCAUAAACCACUUUGCUCUUGGAGCAUCUGAAGCCUCCAGUGUGAGGAAUGCUCAGGCUUCCCUGGAGGUAUUGUGGCCAUGUCCCAGAAGGCCAAGGCCAGACAGGCCAGAGCAGUGGGAGGACAAUACCUGGGCCGACACCCAGUGCAAGGGUGGCCACACCUAUGGCCACUACAGGAAGGUCUCUGGGAUUCCUGAAUGCCACAGGGCCAGUAACCUCUCAUCUAAGCGACUCCUCUCCUACUGCUUUCUGUGAACACUGCCCUGGUACAGAAGUGGACUGUACUUUAUAAAUUGUGGGAACUUGUAAAUCUACUCCUGUGUGGCACACCUUCUGAUGGAUUACAUAUGUAUUAAACACAGAGCCUAUAUUUUACUGAAACAGAAAACUGACUAAACUGUGAAUGGAAUAAGGCACUCCCGCCCAAUCGGACAUCUUACCCUUCUUGUUCCUUCUUCCUACACUUCCUGAGCAGCUGUGGCUAGAGAGAUCAAUGGUGCAUUAGUCAUAUUUUCUUUCCUUUAAUGAAAAUACCUGAGAGGAGCAACUUAGUAGGGAAGAAGGCUCUUUUUGGCUCACAGUUUGGGGUUCAAAGUCCAAGAUCUGUAGCCUCAUAGGUUCAGACCUCUGGGGAGGCAAGAUGUCAACAGGGGGAUGAUCCCAUGGCCAGCCAGGAAGCAGAGUGAGAACUGGGCUGAACUUGGCUUGGCUUAAGUAACCAAGCUUCUCAUGAGAACUACUUUCUAAGGCAUGUGCCAGAGACCUAAAGACCUCCCAACCCACUCCCCAGACACCACAGUAGAUCACAUUCCUACCUUUCAUCCAUUAACUAUUAACAUAACGUUUGGGAGUUUAAAUAUCUGUACGGGUUUGGGGAACCAAAGCCUGUUCAGACCAUAGCAAGUGUGCCAACAGGAUGGAAGAAGGAUAAGAGGCAAGUUUAAUUACUGGAGUGGAGAUGAAUGUCCAUGAGUUCUCAUAACAAGGGUCAGGAGAAAUGAAGCAGUCACAGGUUCACCACUUGCUUCUUGAAAUCUUUCUCCGGAAGCCCCUGGAAUUUCUGACUGUCUUGUUGUCCUUGCCUCCCCUCCGUUCUCUUUGUCAAUGUGUCUGCUACAUGGAUCCUAAGUCCAAGACACAAUCCUAGUCGACCCUCUUCCCUCCCCUUGUCACUGGUGAUCUCUUCAUCUCUUGCCGCAUUUCCAGUCUUGGACCUCACUCCUACUUACAGUAUACCGUGCCUCUCUUCACAGCACUUUAAAAAGUAUACAUAUACCUGUGAGAUUAUUUUCAUUAAUGUUUGUCUUCUCUACUACACUGUUCUGCAAGGCAGGAGCCACGAGCCUUCACCAUAGUCUGUGUUCAGGAACUAUUUCUUAUAUGAAUCCCGAACUAUCUUCUGAGUCCCCUGGAGCCAUGUUCAGCUCUGAGCAAAGACUUCUGCCUCCCCCUAGCCACAGGCCAUUUCCUAAACUUUCUCCCUGUCGCUAUCUUCUCUGGAGGCCAACUGUCCAUUUCCCAGGUUCUUUGUGGGAGAAAGCUGACUUUUUUCUUCUGUGUCACCUCCUUCAGGUGGUCUCAGGGCCACUGCUCAGCAAGCCUACCUGUCUGGAAAUCUAGAUUUUACUCCCCUCCCGCCUCCCAUUUUAGCAACACUGCUAAACCCUCCAGGACUCUCCUUAUAUGACUCCAUGACUCUGAGCUGUAGUUCAAAGUCUUCUCUUGUCUGCUUUCCCACAAUUCUCCCUUCCACCAUCUACUUUGCCACGUGCUCCCAUCACUGCCUUUACUGCACCGUAUUGUAAUGUUUACACGUCUGUAGCUCCUCCAAGACUGUAAGCUCCACAAG
This is a messenger RNA of Lepus europaeus (European hare), 4341 nucleotides long. RefSeq names its product lipase H (gene LIPH). The transcript has 10 exons. Gene Ontology annotation, molecular function: lipase activity; carboxylic ester hydrolase activity. The record is from RefSeq and is a predicted model, not a curated record. Bases 80 to 1450 code for a protein of 456 amino acids. Gene Ontology annotation, biological process: lipid metabolic process. NCBI's taxonomy places the organism in Eukaryota, Metazoa, Chordata, Mammalia, Lagomorpha, Leporidae.